CUGAAAGAAGACGAUGGUGGAGACUCUGUCGGUGGCUGUCCUGGGAGCCCCGAAGGUGGGCAAAACGGCCAUUAUCCGUCAGUUCUUAUCCCACGACUUUACAGAGACUUACAGCCCGACGGAGCGCCGCCGUACCUACCGGCCCUCUGUCAUUUUCAACGGGAACAUGUACGACAUGAAGAUUAUGGAUGUCCCUUACUUGACGGCGUUCCCAGCAAACAGCUCUCAGGAGUGGUCAGAUCUGAAAUCCCGAGGGCUGAGGAAGACUGAUGCCUACGUCCUGGUGUACGAUAUCUACAGCCCAGAAAGCUUCGAGUAUGUGAAAAUGAUCCGUCAGCAGAUACAGGAGAACAGGGCGAGCAGCACGGGCGAAGCCCCCAUCAUUGUGGUGGGGAACAAGCGAGAUCUGCAGCGCCAACGCUUCUCCCCCCGCCGGGCCCUCUCGCUGCUGGUCAAGAAGAGCUGGAAGUGCGGCUACAUGGAGUGCUCGGCCAAGUUCAACUGGCACAUCGUCCUCCUCUUCAAGGAGCUCCUCUGCAGCGUCUUGGCCCGAGGCUGCAGGAACAACCACUCUGCCAUGCGCCUCCAGGGGGCGCUGCACAGAAACAGGUGCAGCCUGAUGUGAGGAGACCCUGCCGGCCACAAGGGGGCGUGCUCACAGAACAAUGGAAUUGUAGAGUCGGGAGGGUCGUCUAGACCAACCCCCUGCAAUGUGGUGCCCCCCCGCCCAACACCUUUCCAAGAGGUUCGGACAUUGGAGCAGUAGUGGGAAUCUGAGGGCCACAUCUCGGCCACCAGGGCCGUGUUUGCCCUUGAAAUCCCCUGGGGGGUUCUGCUUGGUGUGAUGAGCACCUUGGAGGGGUGUGUGGGAGUGGAG
Messenger RNA from Zootoca vivipara (common lizard), 877 nucleotides. The record is from RefSeq and is a predicted model, not a curated record. NCBI's taxonomy places the organism in Eukaryota, Metazoa, Chordata, Lepidosauria, Squamata, Lacertidae.